Molecule: messenger RNA, 731 nt
Organism: Hibiscus syriacus
Lineage: Eukaryota; Viridiplantae; Streptophyta; Magnoliopsida; Malvales; Malvaceae
Product: cell wall / vacuolar inhibitor of fructosidase 1-like
Exons: 1
Coding region: 66-611 (181 amino acids)
Biological process (GO): negative regulation of catalytic activity
Molecular function (GO): enzyme inhibitor activity
Source: RefSeq, a predicted model, not a curated record
AUUUAUGCACAAUUCAUAGAGGUGUCAAAGUAUUACAAACAAGCCAAAGCCCCAAUACACCAAAGAUGAAGAAUACCAUCUAUUUAGCUCUGUUUCACCUUUCAUUUUGCUUCACUGUCUUUGCUUUUACCCAUCCUUCAGCCAUGGAAUUGCAUGGACAUGGUGCCGACUUGAUUCAAGCAACUUGCCAAAGGACACCCUUUUACAAUCUAUGUGUCUCCACCCUCCGAUCGGACCCUCGAAGUUCCGGUGCCGACGUAGCAGGACUAGCCAGGAUUGGAGCCCAUAAACUGAAGGCCAAAGCCACAGCAACACUGCGACAGAUUACGGGGUUGCUUAAAGUGACCAAAGAUCCCAACCUGAAGAUGGCCUUGAGUGAAUGUGUGGAUUACUACAACGCCAUUGUUAAGUACGAUAUCCCGGAAGCGAUAGAAGCCGUCGUGAAAGGCGACCCGAAGUUCGGCGUCGAGGGCGCGAAUGAUGCGGCCAAUGAAGCCGAUGCUUGCAGGAGGAGAUUCAAAAACCAACCCAAGUUUCCGAUUUAUGGUAGCAACAAGGUUGUGCACGAUCUUUCUGCUGUUGUUGCUUCCAUUGUCCAAUUAUUACUAUGAGGAUGAUGAAUCUUAUACCAGUUCUGUGAGAAACCUAGUGCUUAUUAUCAUAUGAUGUCCAAUAGAAAUGUAUGUACAAACGUGUCGGGAACCUUAUAAAAAAAAGGAUAAAUAUCUAAA